Messenger RNA from Acaulospora colombiana, 255 nucleotides. NCBI's taxonomy places the organism in Eukaryota, Fungi, Glomeromycota, Glomeromycetes, Diversisporales, Acaulosporaceae. The record is from the annotation of a GenBank genome assembly.
AUGUCAUCGACGAUUGUGAUUCGUCUCCUGGGCGUGCGCAAAAAUAGAAAUGGCUCGCAACAGUUAAAGCAAUUAACGGCGAUGAUUGUGAAAAUUGAUAUCUUUAAUGAUUUAACACUUGAGUCAUUCAAUGGGCAAUCGGAAAUAAUGAAUUGCCUCCUAUCGCAUGGAUCAAACUUCAAUUCAUUUAACCUUAUUCAAUUUCGCAUUAAUGAUGAUGACGAUAAUGUCUCUUCUGUUAUCCAUUACUUUUGA